GCGAGAAUCAAAAUUUUUAAAAAAUACGGGAGAUAAUUCAGCGAUUCAAAAAUCAACCUUAAUCAAAGCAUAUAUACUGAAAUUAUACAUGUGGAAAGUAUUCCACAAUACGCUAUUUUGAUCUUCUCCAAAAAAAACGAAACCUAAUUUUUUUCCUGUUGUUCAUCGGAGAUUAGUCAGAGUUCGUCACUUUAAUCGUACCGGACAAUUUCUCCCACGUAACACAAAAAUCACGACCGACUAUGCGAGCCACCGUGCAAGAUUUAUUCUUCCCAAUUGUACCAGACCAUUUCUCCCAGACAGGAAACACAUAAGAGACGAUGGAAAAGGAAACAUUUGCUGGAAGAGGAUUAUGAGAACUGAGACGUCUGUCAAGGAUUCUUGAGACCUUCCCCUGAAGUUUACAGCUUUUUAAAUCAACAUCAAAGUACUGGAAUGAAGAUGAGGAGAUCUUUUGUUAAAUCUUUUGGGCCAAUUCGAUCUGCUUUUCUACAUCACGGAGAGAAAAUAUCAACCGGGGUUGCAAAAAGAUCAUAUGUAAAUAAUGGGAAUUUCAAUACAUCAUCUUACAAUAUGUGUAAAUGUGGACUACCUUCUUAUAUGUUUUCAAGAAUCAGUUCUUCUAAUGCUGCUGCAGAUAUGGUGCUGCUCAAGAAAGUCCGACCUAUGGUCCCUGAAAUGGCAAAAUUAUAUAUGAGAGGUUUGUCAGGACUUUAUCGAGGAAUCACAAGCUUUAUUGGUUUUUCAGCACCUGUUUUUUAG
Molecule: messenger RNA, 762 nt
Organism: Lactuca virosa
Lineage: Eukaryota; Viridiplantae; Streptophyta; Magnoliopsida; Asterales; Asteraceae
Source: the annotation of a GenBank genome assembly